This is a messenger RNA of Saccharomyces cerevisiae S288C, 888 nucleotides long. RefSeq names its product transcriptional repressor WHI5 (gene WHI5). The transcript has a single exon. Lineage: Eukaryota; Fungi; Ascomycota; Saccharomycetes; Saccharomycetales; Saccharomycetaceae. Gene Ontology annotation, cellular component: cytoplasm; nucleus. Bases 1 to 888 code for a protein of 295 amino acids. The record is from RefSeq and is marked reviewed. Gene Ontology annotation, biological process: G1/S transition of mitotic cell cycle.
AUGAGUUUGAGAACGCCGAAGAGAAGCAGGACUAGCGAUGAACAAGAACAAGAACAAGAACAAGAGCAGGUACAGAACCCAGAUACACAUGUAAACAACGAGCAUCAGCAGCGACCUGGGCCAACCACUCUAUUGAGCACGCCAGUACGUCUCAAAAAUGGCUUUGGAACACCAUCGCCGCCGUCACCACCAGGCAUAACGAAAAGCAUCACUAAAUCGAGAAGAAGGCCGUCGACAACGAGUCUUCAGGGUAUAUUCAUGUCGCCCGUCAAUAAGCGUCGUGUCGGCAUAACCGCACAUGGACGUGUAUAUGACCAUAACGACGACGGACACGAAAGUGAGAGUGAGGACGACGAAAAUGAAGAAGAAAAUGAAAAUCAAAAGAAGUACGACGGACACGUUAGUAUGCCUUUGUUGCCACCGACAACGCCCAAGUCAAGACGGUCGGAGGUGUUUCUGUCGCCGUCGCCGCGUUUGAGGUCACCUCCGACGGCUGCGCGUCGGUCUACGGGCGAGCGGCCCAUCCGCGAAAUAUCACAUACUUUGCGCACCAGGCUCAAUUACGCGUUAGUCAAGCUGCAAAAUGGAUGGACGGACAAGACACUUCCCGAGCUGGAGACGGAGCUUGCUCCAGCAGUGCAGACGCCGCCACGUCGCUAUCACAACAGAUUUCCAGAUAGUGCAGACGCGGGUACUUCCGCGCAUACAGCGUUUCUUCAGGCGCUCGGAGGCCACCCACCACGGGAGGAGGCCACGGCUGUCGAAACACUGAUGCUAUUGUCGUCGCCUACCAAGAAGCAACAACACCGACCCGUGCCGGCGACAUCUGCUGGAGAACCCACGGACGAAACGGAGCCCGAGUCGGAUACCGAAGUGGAGACGUCUUAA